UUAACCACCACGCGGAGCGGGUGCGGGACAGAAGGCCUAAAGUCCUCGCAACAAAAGGCCUACACCUACUAGGUGGGCUCGUUAAAUGGGCCAAGCAAAGUAGACCUUCCAUUUCAUCACUUGUUUUCUUCGUCUUUCCAGUUUCGUCUCGCGAAAGGAGAGAAGAAACGGCGGCAGAAGAAUAAGCGCGCAAACAAAAUCAUUUCGAAUCCCUAAUCCCCCAAACCGUUCCUCAGUCCUCACCUUCCUCUGCGAUCGCGAUGGCGAACAUGCCGAUCUCGGAGAUGCGUCUCCCUCCGCACCUCGCGCACCUCCUCGCCGCGCGCCGCCUCGACACCGCCAAGGACGUGCUGUCGCUACCGGAGGUGGAGCUCAUGGCCGUCCUCGACGCCGGCCUCCCAACCACCCGCGCCGCCGUGGCCCACGUCAGUGAGGCCGCCUGCCCGCCCUGCCAGACGGCGCUUGCGCUUCUGGAGGAAUGCGUCAGGUUGGGAGGAGGCGGGCGGCUGGCCACCACGCUCCGCGGGUUGGACGAGGCGUUGGGCGGAGGAAUCCCCAUGGGAAAGCUCACUGAGGUCGUUGGACCCUCGGGAAUCGGCAAAACGCAGUUCUGCCUGAAGCUUGCCUUGUUAGCAGCAUUACCAGAAUACUAUGGAGGUUUGGAUGGUCGAGUUGUGUAUAUUGACACGGAAUCCAAGUUCUCUUCACGGAGGAUGAUUGAGAUUGGUCAGAAAAGCUUUCCCCAAAUAUUUCGACAAGAAGGCUUGGCGCAAAAGAUGGCUGGGAGGAUCCUAGUGAUGCGACCAACAUCUUUAGCUGAUUUCACCAAGAGUUUGGAACAGAUGAAGGUGACUCUUCUUCAGCAUGAUGUGAAGUUACUCAUUGUUGAUAGCAUGGCUGCUCUUAUGUCAUUGGAAAAUGAGAAAGCUACAGCAGGUUUCAGACAACACCCUUUAAGAUGGGCCCUUUCUUUUAUCAAGUCUAUAGCAGAGUUUUCAAGAAUUCCGGUUGUCGUUACAAACCAAGUUCGCAGCCAAAGUAAUGAUGAUGGUUACCAUUUUUCCUUUGAAGUGGACAGGAAGGAUGGUAAUAAUUGUGCUGAAAGGUUUGAUUCCCAUCUUAUUGCUGCUCUAGGGAUUCAGUGGGCUCAUGCUGUAACUGUCCGCUUAGUCUUCGAGUCUCAUUCAGGCCACAGGUUCAUGAAGGUGGCAAAAUCACCUAUGUCUCCGGCAGUAGCAUUUCCAUUCGUUGUUGAGUCAUCAGGCAUUACAUUACUAAGUGAUGAAGGCAUUGAUGUGACAGGCCCUGAGAUAACCUCAAUUCGUUGUCAAGGGCAAAAUGUUCUGGCUCGAUAACCAUUUGAAUGCUACUAUAUUGAACAGGUUUGUAUCCUUCAUAAGUCCUGCACUCCUGUUUGAGCGAAAUGAGUGGGCGUUUUUCCCGAGGAAGGUUGAAAUAGCCGGUAUCCUGCAGGUUGCACCCUACCUGUACCUGAUGAGAUCAGCUGUCAUCAUUAGUCUUUAGAAUCAAUGCAAGGUACAACAAAUUUACUCAUGAGCUUUGAUUUACGUUAAUUGCAGAAAAUUUAACAGUCUCUGCUUUCAUAUGCCUGACUCUGCUGCCUGAUCCAUUACUAUUAGAUAAUGUAUAAAAUCAUAUAGAAUCCCUGAUUGGACGUUCAAUAUUAUACACGGAACCAUGAAAUUUUAGUGGAAAUAAUGGUCUGACCUGUGCGUUUGGUCUGGGGUAGUGGACUUUCUAAGAAUGGAUACCAAUCCUCCACGUCUUGCGAUAGCAUUUUUUAUACCUCGAUAACCUCGUAUGGUGUGCGCGCCACAUCAUGCCUGCUUUCCGUUUCCACCCACAGAAAAGAACAGGAGCCACAGCCCACAGUUGCCACCUCGUGGGAUCCUUUCCCUUCUAAAAAUCUUCAACAAUCACCAAAUCAUAUGUAUUCUUUGAAUCGUUCCUGGCUUUUGUUUAUUUCAAUCUAGGAGUUGCCCUUCUCGUCUAUUCGCCCUUCCUGGCUGGAAUGGGCACCCUAACUAAUCCUCCUGAAAAGAAGCUGCUCACCUGGGAAACUUUUGCGC
Messenger RNA from Setaria italica (foxtail millet), 2090 nucleotides. RefSeq names its product DNA repair protein RAD51 homolog 2. Gene Ontology annotation, biological process: double-strand break repair via homologous recombination. NCBI's taxonomy places the organism in Eukaryota, Viridiplantae, Streptophyta, Magnoliopsida, Poales, Poaceae. Bases 261 to 1355 code for a protein of 364 amino acids. The transcript is spliced from 14 exons. The record is from RefSeq and is a predicted model, not a curated record. Gene Ontology annotation, molecular function: ATP binding; ATP hydrolysis activity; single-stranded DNA binding. Gene Ontology annotation, cellular component: replication fork; Rad51B-Rad51C-Rad51D-XRCC2 complex.